CGGACCGGUUCACGUGCGGUCGCACAUGAUAAUAAUAUUAUUAUACGUGUACCACGUUCACGCAUGAACGUCUCGGCGUCGUCAGUCGUUAUUAUUUCAAACAGUUUUCCGGGCCACUCGCAGUAAAAUUACUACCAUUGUCGUUAUUGUCCGGGGUUUUCGAUUUAUUUGUAAAUUUUUUUUUUUCCCGUCAUGAUUCCCGUUCGUAUUUUUCGUGUGCGCAUCGACUUCCGACCGGAAAUGUGAAACGCACAUAAUCGAACGCGAACGGUGCGUUUCGUACGUCGGUGUCGUCGUCGUCGUCGUCGUCGUUGUCGUAAUUUCAGUGCAUUAUCUACUUACGUAUUUCGUACGGCGAGUACUGGAACGGUUUUAGUUUUUCUUUUUCGUUGUUUAGUUUUGACUCGAACCAUCAAGCUGGAUUUCCAGGCCAAUUCGUCCAACAUGUUCACCAGGUUCGACGCGACCAAGUCGACCAAAGGGGCGAGCAAGCUUCGGAGGGAUCUGAUCAACGCAGAGAUCGCAAACCUCCGAGACCUGUUACCCCUGCCGCCAUCGACGAGGCAACGGUUGUCGCAGUUGCAACUCAUGGCCCUGGUGUGCGUGUACGUCCGGAAAGCCAACUACUUUCAACAAGCGUUCAAACGUCACGAAUGUCUACACCACCAUUGCUUGCCAACGCCUAGUUACGGAUUUUCUAAGUCGCUCAGCGGGUUCUUGAUGAUGAUGACCCAAAACGGCAAACUCCUAUACAUAUCGGAUAACGCCGCCGAAUACUUGGGCCACUCGAUGGAGGAUCUUCUCAUACACGGCGACAGUGUGUACGACAUGAUCGACAAACAAGAUCAUCAGGCCGUUCAGACUGAACUGUCCAGGAGUCAAACGUCCGCCGAGGACCAAGGAUGCAAGCGGAUGUUCUUGUGCCGGAUGAACGUCUCCAGGAACGCCAGGAGGCAAAUGCGAUUCGGCGAUCAAAAGGUGGUUUUAGUGCAGGGCCACUACCUCUCCUAUCUGCCGCUGUGCAGCAGAAACGAACCAGUUUUCCUAGCCACUUGCAGCCCGGUGGCGAUGCCCGAGACCAGGGAGGCCGUGGUCCAGGGUUCCACCACGGUGUUCACAGCCAUCCACUCGAUGGACAUGAAGUUCAUACACGUAGACAAAAUAGGAGAAUUUCAUUUGGGGUUUUCCCGUUCGGAGCUGCAGGGCGUCUCUUGGUACCAACUGUUGCACUGGGAGUGCAUGCGCGAAGCUCAGAGCAAACACAGGCUGAUUACACAAUCAGAACAGGAUCGUUCUUGCAUACUGCUGGCCAGGGUACAGAAGAGGGCCACAGGGGACUGGCUUUGGAUACACUGCGUGUUACAGGUCAAAGACAACAUGGAAAACAGCCAACAGCCAGUCAUCGUCAGCACAAAUCAAGUACUUACGGACCAGGAGGCCGCCGUGAUGCGGGCCAACAGCUGGCUGUACCACUAUUACAUGGUGCAGAGCAAACUCCAGUACGGGAUGCAGUUCGAAGCGCAGACGUCGCCGCGUGUACCGUCCACCGGGCCGGCGCAGGUGCAGUCGGGCGUGCCACCGCCGACGGCGGCGCCCGUUUACGCUUACCACCACCAACAGUCACCGCACCAGCAGGAUGGCGCUUACCCGUCGGCGGUGGACCACCAGCACCACCAACACCACCAACAGCACCAGCAGCAGCAGCACCAACAGCAGCAGCACCAACAGCAGCAGCAACAACCGGUGCACUUUCACCAGUUGCCGGACGGAUACUUCCGGUACGCCGCGGCGGCCUCGCCGACAGCGGGAGCCACGGCAACGGUGGCUGCGACGACAACUGCGGCGACGACGACCGGGGUGGCCGCGAAACGGCACAGGCUGGAACCCGAACCCGUCGACUAUUCCAUACAUUCACCCGAGCAGACACCACCGCUGAAGAUCGAGGACGGCGGCCACUCGAUGGCGUCCGACUCGACGCCGUCGCCGCCGUCGAUGGGUGGUGGCGGCGAAUCCGGCGGCGGAUGCGCCACCGCCACGGUGGCCGCGCUGUCGUCGUCGCUGCCUUCGGCCACGUCGCUGGGCCGUUCCCGGGCUCUGGUCAAAGCGGCCAUGGAUCCCGGCGACCUGAUGAUGGAAACGUGGAAUCCCAGUCCACCGUGGUCGGACUGCUGUUCCGGGGCCGGCGCCCUGCAAAAGGUGCCCGAUGUGGACAUGCUCGGCAGCGGCGGCGGCGGUGGCAGUUACUGCGGCCAGCCGACGCCCCCCACGCCCGGCAGCGGUGGAUCGUACCACGCGUCUUCGGGCGCACCGCAGCCACACCACAACCAUCACCACCAUCACCAUCCGGGUGGCUGCGACGAAGUGCCCACCGCCGACACUCUUCACCAUCACCAUCAUCACCACCAUCACCAGCCAUCCACGUUCACGUUCGACUGGCCGGGCGAGCAGUACGUGCCCAACGUGCACGAGGUGCUCGUCGAGCCCACGCCGCACUACAUAGUGCCGUUCCCACCGUGGCCGCACACCGCCGCCGCCGACCACCACAGGCUGUUCCCGCUCCAACCGCCACCGCCCGGCUCUCUGAACAGGCCGUCGCUCAUCGUGCGCGUCGACCAAGACGCUGCGGCCGCCGACGCUUCCGUCCAAGACGGACGUCGUGAAAGCGACAUGUGACGAGCGGACUCGAGGACUGCUACAACGAGGGAUCAUCGCCGUCGUCGACCUUGCGGGACCACCACCGCCGCCGUCGCGGCGCAGUGCUAUUUUUUCGUCUCGUCCGCGAAACCAUAAAAACACAAACGUUUUUUUAUUCCCCUCUCGGCAAAACGUACAUAAUAACAUACGUCGAGACGAUAUUAUAUCGUACAAACGGUGUUUACUCUCAAAUGCAGCCGACCAUCGUACCUAGGUUAGCGUACUAUAUUAGCGGUGGCGGACGCCUUGUACGUAAUAUAUUAUAACUGCAUUCUGUGCAGCAUAAUAUACGUGUCGUAUACAGGGUGAUUAUUUUAAUGCGAAUUCUUAGGAAUCGCAUAAAAAAAAAAUUAAUAGUACGCGAGAAACGUAAAACUGCAGUUACCUACAUUAUAAUAAUAUGCAGUUAUGUGCGCUUUAAGAAGCGCGUUUUCAUGAAAAAAAAAAUCGUUUUUUAAUUCCUUAUACAUUUCCCUACACCUGUGGUUGCGCCUGUUUCGCGAUAUAUAAAAGAAUCACUUUCCCCGUCAUCGAGAGAUCCGACGUAAAUCGUUCUGUCCCGGUAAAUACGUUUAUAGGUAUUUAUAUAGUUUAGAAAAUUGUAUAUUAUAACAUAGUUAUUAUAUUGUAUUAUUAUAUUUUUAGUGUCCGUGAGUACCUGCGUGUAUGGGCCACGUGACUCGCGUUACAAUAUUAUUAUAUUGUACAGACUUAUUAUAAUAGAAUGAAUAAUUGUAAAAAAACACACAUUAUUGUUGAUCGCCUGUUCGAUUCUCAUACUUUACAUACCUACGUAAUAUUAUAUUAGAUUAUAUUUAUCCACCAAGCUGCGCCUGUGAUCUCUGUUUUUAGACCAUUUUCGUAGGAAAAGCCUAACAGUGUAAUGUCUAUAUUAUUAUGUCAUAUCGUAUAAAAUCGUAUCAUAAGUAAUAUUAUAUAAUAUAAUUAUUAUUGUUUAGUUAAUUAUGAUUAAGUAUAUUAUGAAUUAUUUACUAUAAUAAUGUUUGGUAUAGUCGUCGACCGUCGUCGUCGUGUUACAAUAUAUUUUCAACGGAACCGUUUCCCGUCCAUAUUAUUUUUGUUUUAUUAUUUUUAUCAUUAUAAUUAUACUGUAUAAUAGUAUAGGUAUAUCGAAUUUGUUGAUUUUUUUUUAAAUAUAUUUUUUUGUAUUCGUCAAACAUAUUUUUAUACGUAUAUAUACUAUACACAUGUUUUCAACACGUGUAUUAUACAUAUUAUGUGUGUAUCAAUCGUCGUGUGCGUAAAAAUAAAUUAUUCCAACUUAGGCGCAUAAGUAUAAUUAUACGAUAAUAUUAUGAUUACGGCUGGCCAAGUGCAAUUAUUAUUUAAAGGUACGCGCGCGUAACGUUUUAUAUUGUACUUUUAUCGAUAAUAUUUUAUUAUUAUGUUAUAAAUUAUAAUAUAAUAUGCGUGUGACAUCAUAUUAUUAGCCAAUGUUAUUACUCUUGUUAUUAUAAUAUUAUUAUUGUUCAUUAUUACAUAUUUUUUUAGCAAUUUGUAAAUUUUCGCGUGUAAAAAGACAACCAAAAACACUAUUUUAAUCAAUCAAUGUAUACUAUAUAUAGUUUAUUAAACUGUAAACACCACGUGUACAGGUAUAUAUUAUAAUAUUAUUAUAUAGUUGUGGAAAUAAAUGGCGAAAAGCGAAUCAGU
This is a messenger RNA of Metopolophium dirhodum (rose-grain aphid), 4368 nucleotides long. RefSeq lists its product as uncharacterized. The coding region runs from base 445 to 2673 and encodes 742 amino acids. Gene Ontology annotation, biological process: regulation of transcription by RNA polymerase II. NCBI's taxonomy places the organism in Eukaryota, Metazoa, Arthropoda, Insecta, Hemiptera, Aphididae. Gene Ontology annotation, molecular function: RNA polymerase II transcription regulatory region sequence-specific DNA binding; DNA-binding transcription factor activity, RNA polymerase II-specific; protein dimerization activity. The transcript is spliced from 10 exons. The record is from RefSeq and is a predicted model, not a curated record.